AUGGGAAAGAUAAUCUUUUAUGAAGACAAAAAAUUUCAGGGACGCUCCUAUGAGUGUCACUCUGAGUGUCCAGACUUGUCCUCAUUCUUUAGACAUUGCAACUCCAUUCGUGUUGAAAGUGGAAAUUGGAUCCUAUAUGAACACCCAAACUACAGAGGACACCAGUAUUUCCUUCAAAGAGGAGAAUAUCCUGAUUUCCAGCAAUGGAUGGGUUACAAUGACUCCAUUAGGUCUUGUCGUUUGAGCCCUGAGCAUAGAGGUUCAUUCAGAAUCAGUAUCUAUGAGAAAGAAGACUUCAGAGGUCAGAUGAUGGAGUUUACAGAAGAUUGUCCUCAUGUCUAUGAGAGAUUCCGCUUCCAUGACAUACACUCUGUACAUGUUCAUGAUGGGUACUGGAUGUUCUAUGAAGAGCCCAACUACAGAGGACAUCAGUAUUACCUGAGGCCUGGAGAGUACAGGAGAUAUUCUGAUUGGGGAGCCAUAAACUCUAGAAUCGGUUCCUUUAGACGAGUUCACCAUUUUUACUGA
Molecule: messenger RNA, 528 nt
Organism: Hyla sarda
Lineage: Eukaryota; Metazoa; Chordata; Amphibia; Anura; Hylidae
Product: gamma-crystallin 1-like
Exons: 3
Coding region: 1-528 (175 amino acids)
Biological process (GO): lens development in camera-type eye; visual perception
Molecular function (GO): structural constituent of eye lens
Source: RefSeq, a predicted model, not a curated record